Messenger RNA from Perca flavescens (yellow perch), 1996 nucleotides. RefSeq names its product amphoterin-induced protein 2. The transcript has a single exon. Lineage: Eukaryota; Metazoa; Chordata; Actinopteri; Perciformes; Percidae. The record is from RefSeq and is a predicted model, not a curated record. Bases 1 to 1512 code for a protein of 503 amino acids. Gene Ontology annotation, molecular function: protein binding.
AUGCGUCCCAACGCCUCACAGAUUUUAGGCAGGACCAGUGUUGGAGGCAGCUGUUGGAACCCUGCCUUUGCAGCUUUGCUGCUCUCCCUGUGUCUUGGCUUCCCUCCCUCUGUGGCCACUUGCCCACCCUACUGCCUUUGUGCCAGUGAUAUAAUUUCCUGCAGCGGGUGCAAUCUGUCUGCGCUGCCCUCUGAUCUCCCAAGCUAUGCCACACGGUUGGACCUAAGCCACAAUGUCCUUACUGACCUGUCCAUGGACUGGAUUUCCCGACCGUUCGACCGGCUUGCUACACUGAUUCUCAGCCGAAACUCCAUAAGCCAAAUUGAGGUUAAUGCCUUCACUGUGACGCCACAUCUCCUCCACCUGGACCUCUCUUCCAACCGACUAACAGUGCUAAACUCAUCCAUUUUUACUGGGUUGAAGGAACUGAAAGAGCUGCUGCUGUUUGGAAACCAGAUCAUCCAGAUGAACCCAGGGGCCUUCAGCGAUCUUUACAGCCUGCAGAAGCUCUACCUCUCUGGGAACAGACUGACGGCUUUCCCCCUGGGGCUUUAUUGGGAACCCGGAGGGCCUCGUAAUCUGACCUUUCUCGAUCUGUCCUACAACAGGCUCUCCAAGGUGCCCGUCCAGAGCCUGCUAUCUCUCACCCAGCAAAGUGGAAUUUAUUUGCAGGAAAACCCUUUGGUCUGUGACUGUGCUUUACUCGCCUUGCAGGAGUACUUGAUGUGGAAACAGUAUCGCCCUCUGGUGGAAUUCAAAGGUGAAUACCCAUGUAGAGACAAUUCAGGACCAUGGUCUGAAUGUAGCCAGGAGGUAGUUUCAGAUAUUCCCCUUGAGGCACAGACUUACCAAGUAGAUCCUGGUAAAUGGCUAAGAGUGCCAUGCCCAGGGUUUUCCUCUCCUGCCCAGGAGGGGUUGGAUUGGUUCUGGGUUACCCCCAAGACUGUGUUGAAUUCAUCAACCAAUGAUCCAAGUGCCCACCUAACAGUUUUACCCAAUGGCACCCUUGAAAUCCAAGGAGCCCUGAUGGAAGAUUCUGGUAUGUAUGGGUGCGUAGCUGCCCGUGGGCGCCACUAUGACCCCAACGAGUCUCCGGAAGUCAGUGUGGUGGUCGGAAACUUAAGCAAGGCCUCCACCAGCGGCUUGGCAGACAGAAGCGGCGCCGAGCAUUUCAACACAGCAUUCACCACCCUGGCUUCCUGUGUGGUCAGCAUCAUACUGGUGCUGCUCUACCUCUACCUCACUCCCUGUCGAUGCCGGGAAAACCGGGGGUCGAGAGGGUGCGGCGGACGAGCCUUCAUCCUCUGUUCAGACCCCAGAGAGGUAGAGUCAGGACAACUGAGGUCAAAUGGGAAAAGGGUGGCUUUCUUAGAGCCUCAGACAGAGGACUCUGGUAUUGGUAGUCCAAAAACACCAGCAAUGCAUUUGGGUCAUGUUACCACUGAGGGAAUUCUCAAGAAUGGAAGUAGGACAGUGGGACUGUCCCUUUCAGACCCUGCUCACAUGGCAUAGCAAGAAAACAACCUUUUGCACAUUCCUGUAUUCUGACAGCCCGAUCCAAGUGUUUUGUUUUCACUGUCUUGUUUCAGUACACGAUGAGAAAAUCCAUUUCAUGUGAAGUAGUGUACUUGGAUUCUUGUGAAGUAGUUAUGCAUUGUAGGGUUCUGGUGUUUGGUCUGAGGCAGAAAAUGCAGUCCUUUGGUAGGCAGAAUUUCAAAUAUGUCUCGAAUGUAAGUGGUGUCUGUUUUUUACAUUAAGAGUUCAUAUGGAAAUCUCACUGUUACCGCAAGAAAUUGUUAUUGCAGGGAUCACACAGAUCGUAUAAACGUGGGUGGUGUUUUAAAUUGGGCUGAGAGGAAUAUUCACACCUGAUUUGAUAAGCUGCUAGAGGCAUUGAUAGUCAUUAUACUCUGUAUGUUUUGUGAAUACUGCCAUCACAGUGACCCUUUGUAAUUUUCAACCACCUGUCUCGUACUGUGGAUAUUUUUUUUAAACA